AUGUCCAAGCGCGGGCGCGAGUCGUCAGCGCCGCCCAGCGGAGGCGGCGGCGCCGCCACCAGCCCCCACAUCAAGCUGCCCGCUGCCAGGCCCCUCUGGCUGCACGCCGGCGGCGACGAAAAGUUCCUGCUCCUGGAGGACCCAGACACAGGCGACGUGCUGCUGCCGCUCAUCUACCUCAAGCCAAUCCUGGGAGCCAACUACUCUCGGAAGCUGGCGGCGCUCAAGCACCGCCAGGUCACCGUGCCCGCCAACAGCCCGCCCGCGCUGGCCGACAAGGGCGGCCUCCUGCACUGGCAAUGGGCCUUUGAAGCGCCCUCGGGCAUCAAGGCGCUCGUGCGGCAGGAGCUGGGUGAAGAUAACACGCCGCAGGGCCACCUGCGCCUGGUGCUGGCGCCUAUCGUGUACAACGCCUUGGCGCAGCGUGAGGACAUGCACACCAACCCGCUGUUCCGAGCGUUGCACCGCGAGCUGCGUGCCAGCACCUACUGGCCGCUGCUCAUCCUGCCUGGGGCUGCGGUUGUGGAGGAGUUGGACGCAGAGGCAGCAAACUGCGCCGGCGCCGGCGGCUCGCCGCUCUUUGCGGGGCCCGCCUCUCUGGAGGAGACAGCCAUGAAGUACAUGUUCUUGUUCAAGGACAUCGAGGAGGUGGAGCAGUCCAAGCGGUCUCGCACCACAAACACAGCGAUCCAGCAAGAGGGGGCGGCGAUUGUGGAGGAGACCGUGCGGCGCGGCGGGCGCCCAUUGCUGACGGGGGGCCAGAUCAGCGCUUCGGCGGUGGCGGGCGCCGCCAGUACCAUCCAGGAGGCCGCCUCUCGGCCCAGCGCCAGCGCUCCGCCGCCCUCGCGCUCGCCGCCGCCGCCAGCAGGCGUGCCGCCAUUCUGGCUGCUUCACCAGCAGCAGCCGCCGCCGCAGCAGCAGCCGCCGCAGCAGCAGCCGGACGACUCGCGUAGCGGCACACCCGGCAUCGGCCUGCCGCCGUUGGCGCCGCCAGGCGCGGCGCAGCUGGGCGGGGGCCUGGAGCAGCAGCUGAUGCUGGCUGUGCGCCAGGCACUCCAGCAGGAGCUAGCCCCGCUGCGGCAGCAUGUGGAGGUGCUCUGCCAGGAGGUGGCCGCCCUGAAGCGAGGCAUGGCGCUGGGCCUGCAGCCUGCGGGGACUGCACCCAGCCAGCCGCCAAUGGUGCCUGCCAGGCUGCAGCUUCAGCCGCAGGCGCAGCAGGCCGCCUGGCCGGCGGCGCUGGCGGCACAGCCAGCGGCCGCGCAGAUGGCGGAGGCUCCGCUGCUGCGAGAGUUCCUGCGCGGCCCGCUGGGGGGCGCCUGGGCCAUGCCGGUCCCGCCGCACCAGCAGCAGCAGCAGGGCGCGCCGCAGGGCGCGCCGCCGCCCCCAGGGGUGCAGGCGCGCUUGGAGCUGACCCUGGCUCCUCCAGGGCAGGAGCAGCAGCAGCAGCAGCAGCAGCAGCAGCAGCAGCAGCCACCGCCAGGCAGUGCCGAGCAGCGGGCAGGCGCGGGCGGCCAGGACAUGGCCAAGGCAUUCAGCUUUGACCUCCACUCACUGAGCUCCCUCUCUGCAUUCAUUGACCAGCUCACCGCGCAGGCGGCCAAAGCUGCGCUGCCCGAGUCCGGCAGCGGGCCAGCCGGCAGCCUCGUCCUCACGGGCAGCGGGGGCUCAGCCAGCCAGAACGCCGGCAGCAGCGGGGCGGGCAGCGGCAACGCGGGCGGCGGCGGCCCCUCCGCCAGCCAGCCGCCGCGCAGCGCAAGCCCUAACAGGGCGCCCAUGCUGAGCCUGGCGGGCCUCAGCCGGCUGCUGAGCCCGACCAACUCCAACCUCGCCGCCCUGCUCAAGAGCACAAGCUUGGCCGCGGGCUCCGGCGCCGCCUCUGGGUCCGGCGGCGGGUCCGCGGCGGCGGGGCCGCUCGCCUCGCUGGCCGCGCUGCAGCAGGUGCGCAACAGCCUGGGCAGCGGCAGCGGCGGCGACGGCGCCGCAGCACCCGCCCAGCUGUCUGUGGACUGGGCCGCCAAGCUUCUAGAGUCACAGUCCAACCCCUCCAACCCCUCGCUGCAAUCGGUGCUGCUGGGGCAGGGCACCCUGGGCACCAUGAACUGGAGCGCUUUCCUAAACGAGCUGGAUCCUAGUGCCCUCGAUGUGGCGGUGCAAGCCCUGGCGCAGUAUGCAUCACAGGAGCAGCAGCUGAGUGUGCAGCAGCCGGUGCCCAGUGCAUCCCACAUGUCGGCCAGUGCACCGCUGUACAGGGUCCUAUGCCGCCACACCAUCAGCCAGCUGCAGUAUGGCGGCGGCUAUGCGCUUAAGGCUGGCGUCGUUGUCAGCCUUGCCACUGCUCUUCUUGAGUUUCAGAGCCCGAGUCAGCGGGAACAGCUGCAAAGCUACACAUGGGUGAUGGUGGCUUCCUUCGAAAGAAAGAAAGAAAGAAAGAAAGAAAGAAAGAAAGAAAGAAAGAAAGAAAGAAAGAAAGAAAGAAAGAAAGAAAGAAAGAAAGAAAGAAAGAAAGAAAGAAAGAAAGAAAGAAAGAAAGAAAGAAAGAAAGAAAGAAAGAAAGAAAGAAAGAAAGAAAGAAAGAAAGAAAGAAAGAAAGAAUACGCCCUUGGGCGUGGGUUGAGGAAGCCAGCUUCUGCCGCAACGUUCAAGCAAUGCAUAGCAACUUCAAGUUAG
Molecule: messenger RNA, 2667 nt
Organism: Chlorella variabilis
Lineage: Eukaryota; Viridiplantae; Chlorophyta; Trebouxiophyceae; Chlorellales; Chlorellaceae
Exons: 13
Coding region: 1-2667 (888 amino acids)
Source: RefSeq, a predicted model, not a curated record